This is a messenger RNA of Fundulus heteroclitus (mummichog), 3318 nucleotides long. RefSeq names its product TRAF-type zinc finger domain containing 1 (gene trafd1). NCBI's taxonomy places the organism in Eukaryota, Metazoa, Chordata, Actinopteri, Cyprinodontiformes, Fundulidae. The record is from RefSeq and is a predicted model, not a curated record. The coding region runs from base 292 to 1935 and encodes 547 amino acids. The transcript is spliced from 11 exons.
UUAGUACUCAAAAUUAAUUGAGUUUUAUUCUAUAUGUAUAGAUUAUUAGGACAUUCAUCCUAGUAAUAUAUAGUUUCCUUUUUUCAUAGUAUCGUUAUUAAUGGUUCUCAUUGCGGCUGGAAUGCAGAGAACCUGUAAGACUUUACGUAGGACAGCAAAACCCAUCCAUCGAGACAGAGCAACGGAGAAUUAAUAAACUGAUUCUCUAAGCUAGCCCUCGUCAAGUAGUCUGUUGUCGUCUGGCAGUUUGGUUAAAAUACCAUAAAAGGACCAAAGGUCACAAGAGGGGUCAUGGCGGAUAACAACACACAGUUCUGUGGCAAUUGCAAGCAUGACAUCCCAGAGGCCAAUUUUACCACCCAUGAGAUCCACUGUAAGAGAAACAUUGCUCUCUGUGAGGUGUGCCAGGAGCCAGUUCCCCACUCAGAGCUGCAGGAGCACAACAUCCAAGAGCAUACACAGAUUACAUGCAAGUGUGGACUGAAGAUUGAGAAGAAUCAAAGUGAAGUUCAUCAGAGCUCCGAGUGCUCCCAGCGGCUGAUCGCGUGCCCGUACUGCGAGCUGGAGCUCGUUUUCAGCCAGUCCAAAGAGCACGAGGAUUACUGCGGGGCCCGCACCGAACCUUGCCCAAACUGCAGCUGCAACGUAAUGCUGCGUGAAAAAGCUGUGCAUCCAGUCUUAUGUGGGAGCCUCACACCACCCCAAGAGAGGAACAACAACAGAAUGGGCUGCGGACAGGCGGAGAACCGGUUUUCAGACGACUGGUUCGAGGCGCACUCCAUCAGAAACAUGUUAAGGGGCCAGGAUGGAGCCCCUAAGAAUAAUAACAUCAGCGCCGGGGAACAUCACCGCGUUCGUCGGCCGUUUGAGACGUCAGCUUACAGCAGCUCGAGUGGGGAAAACGAAACGGGCAGCUGGAAGAGUUCAGCUUCUCAUGGUACAACGUCUAACCUCUUUCGGGGACAAGGAGAUUUCCUUCACGGCGGCGGCAGCAGCAGCGGCGGCGAGCGCACUGUCGACGAGGAGUCGUCAGGCCUCGACUAUGACUACAUGCUGGCCCUCAGCCUCCAGAGCGAUGGAGAAUCCUCAGCUGGAGGUGGAGAGGACAGCGUGUGGAAGAACAUCUGGGACCCCGAGGAGAAGAAGUCAAACUCAUCCGUGAAUUAUUCGUUUCCUAUGGCCCACAGUAAAAACACAGACUCACCUGAAGGGACGAGUUCUGUCCAGGCCACCCGCCGAACAGAUACUAUGCUGCCUUGUGAGUUUUGUGAGGAGCUGUUUUCAGAAGAGGACCUUAUUCUGCAUGAGACUGGAUGCAGUCCCGCCUCUGCAUUCGCAUCUUUUAGCAAGAAGCCCUCUUCACCCCCUAAAGAUGACAGGAUGGCCAGGAAUGCUUCAGCGGGGCAUAACAAGAACUAUUCAGACACGCUCGCGUCCAACAUUCCCACCUUCCCCCGAUCAGGCUCCCCCGCCUCCUACAGCCCUCCUGCCAGUCCACUAGAGGGCGACGUAGUCAUUCCAUGUGAAUUCUGUGGCGUGGCUCUGGAGGAAGCUGUUGUCUUUCACCAUCAGGAUAAGUGUGACAUGCGGACCGAGAGUGGCCAACAGCUGAACAACCGAGCAAAACCAUCCACCCAGAAUCCUCUGAGCCUUGCUAAAGAUGCCUACGGAGAGAUGUCUUCAGAUUUUCAGAGGAGAAUAAAGAAACGAGACUUUUGGGACACAACGCCUGGGCAAACCGGCGAAGGACGUGAAAAGACGACGUCCAGCCGCGAGGAAGCGGAGGGCGCUCACUUCUUUCAAUGCGACUCUGGCGAGCUCGGCUCUGCGUCAUUAACGGGAUUCGAUGUGCCAGAGAGCAACGAAGAGAGCGAGAACAGAACAAAGGUAUGUUUCACUUCCCCGCAGCCACACGCUGCUGAUUCUUGUGCUUGACAGCUGGCACAGCUCACUGUAACUGAGGGGUGUAUGGUGAGUCUUUUAUCGAGUUAAAUGAGUUAAAGCUUUUAAAGUUAGGAGAAAUAUAAACAAUAUUUAAACCGACCCGGUUCUUUUUUUUUAACGUUUUCUGUCACAGCUCAUUAGGUAGCGCCAUCAUAUUUGGUGCCUCCUUAUCUUGACAAUCACAAACAAGCUUUGACUUGAUUUUGAAUAAUGAAGGCGAUAAAUUGUUUGCCAUUUUAACAGCUGAAUCUUUUAUGAGUUUACAAUCUUAGCUAUCUUAGCUAGUUAUGUUAUUUAUUUAUGCCUUUAAAACUGAACAGCGUUUCAUAAUGGUGAAGGAAUGGCACAGAAAGAGACCAGAGAGGUGGAGCUCCAUAUAUGGAGGCGUUUCUAAUGUUAAAUGUACUCAGAGUAAAGCUGAAUUGGCUCCUAACGCUUUUUCCUUGGGAGUUAAAUCAGUCUGUGGUAAACUGUUCCACCAUUGAACUCUUAAUAGUGACAAAUGUUUUUCCUCCCGCUACACGAGGUAAAGUGCCAGCUUAAAAAAACAAAAUUUUUUUCCAACCUGUUGCUUUCUUUUAAAAGCCUCCCUGGCAUAUAUUUUACUGUUUUAUUUCUCUGACAAUGAGUCGGGCGGGAGGGUCAGGAAGCUCCUUCUCACUCCACACGUCUUCUGCAUCAUUGAGGCCGCGAACGCAAAGGUCCCGAGUCAUCGCUGAGUCACAUCAUGAAGCCACUUUCCACAUUUAAUGGCUGUUCAUGUUUGCUGAAGCAAUUUCAGACUCUGAGUAAUUUAGAGCAUUACUCAGUACAGUACAUACAGACAUAUUCACUGUAUGAUAAGUUGAGUAAAAACCCCACAGUUUGACAGUUUCAUGUUAUUUGCUCCAAAAUACAUACAUUAUCUAAAUAUAGGAAUAAUGUGCAUAUCAUUAUCUAAUUCCUUUUAGUAUAAAACAAAAAAAGCAACAAAUAUUCUUCCUAUCAUUGCAACAACAAUCUAACAAAUUGAUUAUUGCUACUAUAAUAAAAUGAUUGAAAAUAUAAAGUGAGCCUCUUCCUAAUAAGGCGUGGGGUUUUGUGUAGAUAACCUUAUCGUGCAGAAUAUUGCACCUUUUCACCUUGGUUUCAAAACACCAGGAUGGUUGGUGUUCGAUGGUUAGUCACACUAUGACUAUUCAUGUUUUUCACAACCGUAACAUUUCUAAACUGCUCAAUCUUUUAUUUUUUCAAGAAAGCUUCCUUUUCUGCUAUUCUUUUGUCCCUCAGACACAAAAAAUGCUCUUUUAAGCGUUGCCAGAGAAAUAUGUAUUAACAUAUUCCGUGCUUUUGUCCUUUUUUUGGGGUUUAUUUUUUUUCCCAUUUAUGUUCCAC